UUGUGUUUGAUUGUAAAUUUUUUUUUGUAAAAUUGCGUGAUUAUUGAUUUCGUUCGGAAAUUUGAGUGAAAAGUGCGAGUUGAUUUGUUUCAUUUCUCAAGUGAGUAUUUAAAAGAAAUGAAUAAACUGGUGACGCUUUCGAAACCAUUAAAUUCGAUAAUUAGGCUCGUGAACACCCAAAGUAAGACAUCUGCGAAAGAAAUCCUGCAUAUUAGUAACAGUUGCGUCAAACGUUUGAAAGAAAUUGGCGACGGAAGUAGCUUGAGAAUCGUCGUAGAAGGUGGCGGAUGUGCUGGCUUCCAAUAUAAAUUCGAAUUGGACAACAAGAUCACCGAAGAAGACAAGGUAUUUGAAAAAGAUAACGUCAAAAUAGUUGUAGAUUCGACUUCGUUAGAAUAUAUAAACGGAUCGACGGUAGAAUACGAAGAGCAACUGAUUCGUUCGGCUUUUAAAAUAACAAAUAAUCCGUUGGCAGAGGAAGGCUGCAAUUGCGGUGCUUCGUUUUCCAUCAAAAUAGAAUAAGUAUUUCGAUAGUCACACCUUUAGUCAAGAUGAGUUUCUUAACAAAAAUACUGGGCGGAAAGAAGGAGGAGAAAGGACCGACUACUUCCGAAGCCAUAAUGAAUCUUAGAACAACCGAAGACAUGUUGAUAAAGAAACAACAGUUCUUAGAAAAGAAGAUAGACGAAGAAAUAGCAAUCGCUAAGGCGAACGGAACGAAAAAUAAACGAGCUGCGAUUCAAGCGCUCAAACGAAAGAAAAGAUA
Planococcus citri (citrus mealybug) is the source of this 766-nucleotide messenger RNA. Its product is annotated as iron-sulfur cluster assembly 2 homolog, mitochondrial. Lineage: Eukaryota; Metazoa; Arthropoda; Insecta; Hemiptera; Pseudococcidae. Gene Ontology annotation, cellular component: mitochondrion. The transcript has 3 exons. Gene Ontology annotation, biological process: iron-sulfur cluster assembly. The record is from RefSeq and is a predicted model, not a curated record. Gene Ontology annotation, molecular function: 2 iron, 2 sulfur cluster binding; 4 iron, 4 sulfur cluster binding; iron ion binding. Bases 118 to 522 code for a protein of 134 amino acids.